GCGCACACGUUUACUGUUGUUUUUAUUUUUGUGCACCACGCGCCGUCUCCAUCCUCCUCAUCGAUCCCUCUCCCCACAAUAAAGGCAGAAACGUGUUUGUUGCAGCCAUCAUCGCUCCGGCCCCAGGCGCCUCUCCAAUAGCCGCGGCAUUUCGCGUGUUUUCGCCUCAAUCCCCCCGCAGGGAUCACAUAGAAAAAUGUCUCCACCAUCCUUCUCGGCGCAGGUUCCCCCCUGUCCUUGAACGCUCUAACGGCGCUAAUCCGCCGGAAUAUUUCUAAUCUUGUUAUUGCGAGGUCUGAGGAGGACAAUGAUGUCAUGUUUGUCGGGUGAUAUUUACUCCAGCCUGACUAUUGACUGGCAAUGGAGUACAUGAACAACGCCUCAAACAGCUACGGUUCUGGAGACACCGUCAGUGCCUCCUUAACGAACAUGACCAUCAAUGACCAGCAUCACCAGGAGAACGGAGUCAAAAUGAAAGAUGAAGAAGCAGUGGUCACUGAAAAUGGGCUGAAAACUGUGUGUGAACUUUCUCAGCCAGAGAGCAACCAAUAUGAUGACGAGUUGCAUCCUGCUACUCCUGCAGAGAAAGGAGCAGAAGUUGCUUCUGAGCUCUCAGAAAAUAAAAGCACUUUGAAAGAGGACCAGGAGCAAGUUGCAGGAGGAGCCUCUUCAACAGCUCAAGUAAAGACAAAUAAUGGAGAUAAGAGUCAAACUGUCUCCACACCACCCUCUUACCUUAAAAGACCCACUGUUGUCACCAAGGGCAACAAAACGCCCGGUUCCUCCCGAAACGGCCACAGCUCCAUCCCCAUUAAAGCCACCAGCAGCCCAGGGCCCCGGCAGCCCGGAGGUGCUGGUGCUGCGAAGCCUCAAGUCCAAGGAGCCAAAACUACUGCCAGAAGUGCAGCUCAACCAGCUAGUGCCAAGAAACCUCCCACUCCAAAAAUUGAAAAAGAUGCCAGGAGUGGGCAGAGCAGCCCUGGUACGCCCAAGUCCCCCGGCAGCCAGGCACUUUCCGCCGCCGAAGCCAACAAAGUGAAAAAGGUCGCGGUUGUACGUUCCAAUCCGAAAUCUCCGGGAUCGCUGAAAAGCCGUUCUCCGGCUCCUCUGGCUGCUGCGGCGCCGCUGCCUGACCUGAAAAACGUCAGGUCAAAGGUCGGCUCCACAGACAACAUGAAACACCAGCCUGGAGGUGGGAAGGUGCAAAUCGUGGAGCAGAAGUUGGACUUUAGUAGUGUGCAGUCUAAGUGUGGCUCCAAAGACAAUGUCAAACACAAGCCAGGGGGAGGAAAUGUCCAAAUUCUCGAUAAGAAGCUGGACUUAUCCAACGUCCAAGCUCGCUGUGGUUCUAAAGACAACUUAAAGCACAAGCCUGGAGGAGGAAGGGUUAAAAUACUUGAUCAGAAGUUGGACUUUAGUACUGUCCAGUCUAAGUGUGGCUCCAAAGACAAUAUAAAACAUGCUCCCGGUGGAGGCAACGUGCAAAUUCUUGAUAAGAAGCUGGAUUUAAGCAGUGUGCAGUCCCGCUGUGGCUCCAAAGAUAAUAUGAAACAUGUACCCGGUGGUGGCAAUGUUCAAAUUGUGCACAAAAAGAUUGAUUUGAGCAACGUUACAUCAAAAUGUGGAUCGAAAGACAACAUUCGUCACAAGCCAGGUGGUGGAAACGUGGAGAUCAAAACCGAGAAGCUAGAGUUUAAAGUUCAGUCCAAAGUCGGCUCCCUGGACAACAUUGGUCACGUCCCCGGAGGUGGACAGAGGAAGAUUGAGAGCCACAAGCUGAACUUCCGUGAGACGGCCAAGGCGCGCACCGACCACGGCGCUGAGAUCAUCUCCCUGGAAGACUCGCCCCAGCAGCUCAGCACCGUGUCGUCCUCCGGCAGCAUCAACAUGACCGACUCCCCGCAGCUCUCCACGCUGGCCGACCAGGUGUCCGCCUCUCUGGCCAAGCAGGGCUUGUGAACGUGCCCCCGCCUCGCCCCGCUUCCUGCUCCACCUGCUCCACCUGCUCCACACCACCACGUAGAGGAGUUGCAAUGCCUUCCUCAUUACUUUCACUGGACUUUUUUUUUUUUUUUUUUUUUUUUUAAGAUACCCAUCACUGUUUAUCCUCCACUAACCUCUUAAAUUUGCUGAGGCGUUUACUUUUAGAAAAAAAAGAAAAAAAAAUCCAAGUAACAGGCCAAACUGUGUUGAUUUCUCUCUGGGGUUUUUCUUGCAAAAUACUUAAACCUUUUGUAGUAAAUAUUUUAGGAAGUAAAGCGUCCAGCUUUCCCCAGUGAACCCGAGUGAAUUGUUUCAUCUCAACACAUCCUGAUGAAAACGACUUGGUUUCCUGUCACAGACUGUAAACCUUUACCAAUUUCCCUUCGAUGGGUGUUCACUAAUGUUUGGGUUUUUUAUUUUAGAUACACAGAACCCGAGCCUUGAGUGAGGAGGGCGAAUCCAACUCUUUAGCUCCAGUUUGACAUAAAGGAACGUUGACGGGCUCUGAUGAAGGUUUGGGAGGAAAAACGUCAAAAGAAAAGUAGCAAAUUUCUUGUCUAGCCAGAAAAAAAAAAAAAAAAAAAAAGUCUUUCAGACAGUCUCUCUGCUUUCUUUGCUUUGCGUCCCGACAUGUGCUGCACCUCCAGCUACAGCGGGUGACAGUGGAGGGUGGUGUGGCAAAAACAAGACCACUGAGGAGCUGUCUUCCCGUCACCCAGUGUCUGAACCCAGAUGUUCAUCCAGACAUGCGAUACCCAUGCCUCAGUUCACCAGUGGAAAGGAUUCCUUCAGUAAAUAAAUACAUGGCUCCAGGCCUGAAGUGUAAUUACAUAUUGUGCAUUUUGCGUUUAUAUGAGGCUUACAGAUUUUAUGACAUUGGAAGUGCAGAUGAGCAGUUUAUCACUGCCGCUAUCUUUUAUCUUUGUAGCAGCAAUAUUGAAUUUUGACCACGUGACGUGUCAAAUAAAAGGACAUUUCUGCAACUCUUUGUACAAAAGAAUGUUGGCACCGGAAUAGAAUAAUACAAACUUUCAUUUUGAAGAGGCAGCUGGAAUUGUAUAAAACAUGUGCUAUUUUGUUCGACUGAAAGAAUCUGACUUUUGACAGAGAAGAAAUAUCUUGUCUACUUUAUGAUAAAUUGGUUUGCCAUAAACACUCAUCUUAACAUUUUAACCCAAGUGAAUAUCUGAGCUAACAGGGUGACGACCUUUCAGCAUCUCAUUGUCAACACAAAAUGUCCUCAGUGGUCUAAUUCCUGGCACACCAUCUUCAACAAAGGCGAUUGGGAAGUUUGCUGGACUUUAAAAAAUAAUACAAAAAAGGAAAAAACAAAAGGCUAGGAAGUUUGGUUCGCGUUGGGCCAGUUUUAUAAUCGUGUUCUGUGCAUAUAUGACAUGUAUUUGAUAUGAACGGACAUUUGUAUUGUGCCUGCUACUGUCAGUGUUUUUUUUUUUUUGUUUUUUGUUUUUUUACUGCUCCUACUGUACAUGUGCUACAGCUUGAGUUAUGGGCUGAAAACCUUAAUACAGAAUUAAAGGGAGGGACUUUAUUGUGUGCAGUAUUUAAACCACAGUAAGCAUUAAAUAAUCAGAACGAGGCUAUUUAGCAAUUUAAAAAAAAGUAUUUCAAAUUCUUGUUAAAUAGGAAAAAUAAUCUGUUGUUGCCAAGUAGAUCGGUGGAUGAAGGGAUUUUUGUGAGCACUGCAUCAUUAAGGUAAGCAAAAACAAACUGUAAAGCAACAAGUUCACCUCUUCAGGCACUUUAUCAAUACCUCUUGUUCAUCACCACGAAGCAGGAAACACAUCUGCUUCCCUUUAGAUUCAGAUACUUGUAAAUUAUGUGGACACACUUUGAGCACGUUGAACCUUAAAACUGCUGAUUUUAUGCAUUUAAACGGGUAUAAAUCCUUAAAAUGAUUCACAUUCCUAAUGUUGUUUAAACACUUAUAAGGUUUUUUAAAUUCAACAAUGGUAGUUGUCAACCAGAAAGAACAUUUUGUUUUUCAUUCCCUUAAAAAACAUUGGCCAACGAGAAAAAAUGCUGAACCUUUGGCUUUGAUGCCCCAAAUCAAAUGUUAGUUUUGUCAAAUGCUCCAAUGUGUCUGCUGGAAUUACAUCACCAGUGAUCACAAAGAAAUGUACUUAUUAUGAAUAAAUCUGGGCAUAUUUAAGCUCUAAAGAUGACACAUUUAAGGGUUUAUGACACCAAGGCUCAGUUCUUCAGCUGCUGUUAUUUUCUGUCAGGAAAACAUCCCUUUAUUCUCCCCAAUUCCCUCAUGAUCCACUUUGGCACUAAUGAAACAUUCUUGCAUGUGUUUAAUGUAAGAGGCAGCCGUCUGCUUGUUGCCUCCCUUUCACAGAAUGAUCUCCAGGUGUUAUACCCCGUUUGUAUCCGCUCCGGACUUUUGGAAGGGUCAAAACUCAGCAGACACGUAGAACUCCAAGGUGUGCUCGCAACAUUAUCUGCAUGCUGCCGUCUUUAGUUGCAGUAGACCACGUUCCGUCUCCAGAGAUCAGGACAGAGAUGAGGUGGAAGGAGGGGACGAGACCUGAUCCCCAGCGUGCUGCGAAGAGGUUCCUGCAGUAACAACACUCACCUUUAUUUUGUUUUUGGUUACUUCUGACGCUGUACAGACGUGGAAAUGUGAUUGUUCUUGUUAUUGUGCAUUGAUCAGUAACUGGUUUAUGAUGAUUCUUGUUGCUGUAUAUGUGUAUUUGAAAUAAACGCUGCAAAGUCACACUCA
Poeciliopsis prolifica (blackstripe livebearer) is the source of this 4726-nucleotide messenger RNA. Its product is annotated as microtubule-associated protein tau-like. Gene Ontology annotation, biological process: microtubule cytoskeleton organization; neuron projection development. The transcript has 17 exons. Lineage: Eukaryota; Metazoa; Chordata; Actinopteri; Cyprinodontiformes; Poeciliidae. Gene Ontology annotation, cellular component: neuron projection. Gene Ontology annotation, molecular function: microtubule binding. The coding region runs from base 361 to 1959 and encodes 532 amino acids. The record is from RefSeq and is a predicted model, not a curated record.